UAUACAAAUUUGGCGUCCCUGCUUCGAAUUGUCGAUUCUAUAUUCAACAUUAUUUACAUUAUUUUGAAACGUUUGUACAGAAAAACCGUUACUUGUGUUUAUUUUCCUUCUUCAUAUAUAUUUAGCAAAUCUGGAUGAAAGCAGGGAAACAAUGAUCGCCGCCUCAGAUCCGGUGGAAUAUAUUCCUGGUGGACGUCAAAUUUAUUCAAAGCAUCCUGGGUCAGUAAUAAAUCAACAAUUAUUGAAUAAUUCGACUUCACCAGGAGAAAGUAUUUUAUUGGAGAAACUCAGUCAAGUUAAUAUAUCAGAAAAAAAUUUUAAAGAGUUCUGGUCAAUACGUAACAAUGAUACAUGUGGUGAAGAAGAAUUAUAUUGCUCUGGGAAAGUUGCAAUUCAUUGCAAGGGUGAUCAAUCCACUCGUGUUCUUGAAACUUCAUAUACUUGUGAAACUGAUAUACAGCAUGCUCUAUGGUGUACUUUUUGUACAAAUAUAUCAGAUCAUUUAUCGAAAGGAAAAGAUCAAAAUAAUGAAGAACAGUUAGGCGAAACAAUAGGAUGCAUUUGUUUACUUGAUUCCUAUACUUUAAAAGUUUUUACUGAAAGUGGUGAAAACUAUGUGUCCAGUUUACAAUUUCAGGUUUCUGCUGUUUGGCCAACAAAGUAUGGUAUUUUACUUGAAAAAGCACAAAUUUCUAAACCAAAUAUUUCUGAAUUAAGGUAUACGUCAUUAGAUGCAUGUAAAUAUCCAAUGCAAUUUGAAGCUAAUUUACCAGUAGCAUUUUCGCUCAUGCAUCCUUUAGAUGAAAUUUGUCCAUUACUUAUUAAACAUGGAAAUAUAACAUAUAUGUCUGAAUCAAAUCAGCAGAUUGUUUUUACUAGUUCUGAACCAUCAUUGGCUGUAAUUUAUGAUGAAAAAACUGGAUUACAUUCUGUGUAUAAAAUACGGAAAGCUUUAAUAGAAGAGUGUCAGAUGGUUUGUAGAAACAAUGAAACAACACAAAGUAUAUUUAAUCUUUCAAUGAGUGCAUCGCCAUUAAAUUUUGCUAGCAAUGCGUCAGUUACUAAAAAUUUUUCUAAUAAAAGUCAUAUAAAUAUGUUUGGUAUAGUUAAUCCACAUUUAAGUAAUGUUGGAGGUGGAUACGGCUUACCAAAUAGUCCUUUUGGAUCUCGUUGUACAUCUUAUACAACAACAGGCUCUUGUGGUCAAUCACCUUCGCAAGUACAACAACAACACUCACGUUCUCAAAGUCCUAUGGCUACCAUUUCACGUUGUCAAUCUCCAACGCAUUCAGGAUUUUCUCCGUUAUUUGGAAUGCCUAAUACAAUUAUAAAUCAUCAUUCACGAUUACAUCAAAUGGUUAUGGGAUCUACUUUAAAUCAUUCACAAAGUAGUCCUGUUUGUAAUGGCAGCAAUAUUCAGCUUCAAGAUGCUAUUACUACGAGCAAACCAUUAUAUCCCGAAAUUUGUCUUGAUCAUGUGUGGACAGAAAAUGUGGGAGUUCCAAAAUUUUUUUUGUGUCUUCAAUUUCUUUGGGUAUUUUGCAGAAAGGAUAUACAACCGGGACGAGCAUCCAAAGUUCUUUUAACAUCUGACUUCGUUGGUCAAAGUUAUUUGGGAUAUUUAGUACCUACUAGAUCGCAAUUCUUUUUAGUUCGUUUAGAAAAAACUAACAAACAACAACAAAUCAUUUUUGGAAUGGUUACAAGUAUAAUAGCAAAAGAUGCAGUUAGUUUGCCUAGUUUACAUAUGAUAGCAAUUAUUGAUAUGUCCAACAGUAUAGUAUUAUAUUCAGGUACAACAUGUGUUGGAAAGUUACAUGUAUCUAGUAUUCUUCCGAAUCUUACAUGUAAAUAUUUCGUCUCAAAUAUUAAUCACAAACUAAGUUCUCCAUUUCCACGAAGAAGUUCUUUGAUUUCACAAAAUUGUGGAAAUGCUCAUGAAAUCAGAUUCGAAGAAGCUGUACAUCUUUUAAGUCCAGUCGGUGGAACCUGCGCACAAGCACCAAUUUUGUUGGAAAAUUCGGUACUAGAUUUAAAUCUUAUUGGUUUAAAAGAUGCAGUGGGCAACAAAAUUACUUUAGAGUAUGGUAAUAAAAGUUAUUUUCGAAUUACCCUACCAACUUGUAGUACAUCUCCGUUAGUUACCAAAUGUUUAAAAACAUUACGAAGCGUAUUACAAAAGGACCUUGCAAUGCAAUUAUUAGUAAAAUGGUAUGGAGCUCGGAACGCACCAGGUCCACAAGAUUUUUCUCCAGUCCAAGAGUGGCAUCUUUUUUUAGUAGUUUUAUUUACUUUAUUGGGAUAUGACGUUGAUAAAUUACAAUUAAUACAAAACAAUGAAAAAGAACAAUUUACUGAACGAAACAGUCCAAUGGUUCUUCCAAAAAAACAAAAGACCAGUGAUAACGGAUCUAACGAUGAUUGGGCAUACGUAAUAAAUUCUAUUAAAUCAAAAAAUUCGCAAAACUUUAUUUCUGACGUACUGGGACUGACCAAAUUUUCUAAUACACACGAUGCAUUAUCUUCCAAAAAUAGUGAAUUGAAGACCCCAGGAAGAAUAAAUUAUCAAGCAAUUUUAUUUCCAUAUCUUCCUCUUAUUUUGUUCUCAUUGCACUUAUUAUACGAAGAAUUAAAAUUAGAUUGUGUGAUGUCAGAAAGUUUACCAUUACUCGCUCAGUUAUUGUAUCAACUAAGCACAGAUUUAAAGUUCGAUACUUAUGCUCAUCAUUACUUUCUUGAUUUUCCAAAGUUGCAUUAUUUAAAGAAAACAGUAUCACAAAUCAGUGAUAUAGAUUUACAAAAAAUAACAACACCAAAUUAUAUCAACUUAAAACCACCGGAUAUAUUCAAAACGUUAAAUAAUUUAUUAAUUCAUACAAAUAUAGAACCAUUUCCAUAUUUAUAUCACGUAAAUCCUCGAGCAAAAAAUAUAGUAUAUUUAACUACGUUGAUAGCAAAUGAAAACAAAAAUGACAAACUAGAAAUGGAUAAAUUCGUCAAAUUGAUAAUACCAGCUGGAAGUCGUAUAGAUUUUCAAGAAAGCAAAAAUAAAUUUGACAGAGAUAUACCACAAAAAUUACAACCAUCAACAAUAGAAAACAUAGUGCUAUUAUAUCAUGAAAUGGGUAUGAAAAAAGAGGAUCUCGAAAUUUUACCACCAGGAGUAUCUUUAAUAUUAAAGGAUGUUAUGCACAGAUGUAGAGAACGCCCACCAUCCAAUUGGCCAGCAAAGGUGUAUGAAUUAGUAGAUCGCCAAGAUUUGGCUGCAUUAGGUACACAUUUAAAUUCAUUACAUAUGAACGAUUCUAAUGAUAACAAUGGAAAGAACUAUCUUACUAAAGAUGUGGAUCAAGAUGAUGGAAUGGAAUUUGAUGACAAUAUAUUGAAACUAAGAUUUAAUAAGGAUCACAGAGUGGCUGAAGUACGACGAUUACUUAAUUCGUCGAAACCCGUGAGAAUAGCAAUAGUACAACGACCAGAUGUGAGUGAUCACGAAUUUAUAGAAGAACAAGAAAGACAUUUGCAUGCUUUAUGUACAAGAACAAUGGCCCUCCCUGUGGCUAGAGGCAUGUUCACGCUUAGGACUUCAACUCCUAUAAUUACUGAGCAAUUACCAAUUCCUCGGCUUUGUUUAACAGGUAAAGCACCACCUCGUGGAACUACGGUAGAAUUGGCUCACAUAGAUGUACCACCAAACAUGAAUUUGUGGCCUUUGUUUCAUAAUGGUGUGGCUGCUGGUCUUCGUAUUCACCCUAAUGCAUCAAAUAUUGAUUCCACUUGGAUCGUAUACAAUAAACAACAACAAGGUGAAUUUGGCAUUGAACAUUCAGGGUUUUUAAUGGCACUCGGUUUGAAUGGUCAUUUAAAAAACCUAGCACCGUUUAGUAUGUACGAAUAUCUCGUUGAAUGUCACGAAGCUACUAGUGUUGGCCUUUUACUUGGAUUAUCUGCAACAUAUCGAGCUACAAUGGACGUGUCCAUGACAAAAUUAUUGUCGUUACAUGUUGAAACGUUGCUACCACCAACGAGCAUAGAAUUGAAUGUUCCACAAAAUGUUCAAGUAGCAGCAUUAAUGGGAGUUGGUUUGGUAUAUCAAGGAACCGCUCACAGACAUAUAUCGCACGCUUUAUUAUCAGAAAUUGGAAGACCACCUGGUCCAGAAAUGAAAAAUUGUGUUGAUCGAGAAUCAUAUUCAUUAACAGCAGGAUUGGCAUUAGGAUUAGUUGUACUUGGAUGUGGUGGUGCUACCGAUCUUGCUAGUAUACCUGAUACUUUACAUUAUUACAUGGUUGGUGGCCACGUACGACCUUUUACUGGAGCACAAAAGGAUAAAUACAAAUCACCUAGUUAUCAAAUACGUGAAGGAGAUUCUAUCAAUAUUGAUGUAACAAGUCCUGGUGCAACAUUAGCUUUAGGUCUUAUGUACUUCAAUACAGGAAAUCGAGCAGUAGCUGAAUGGAUGCAAGCACCAGAUACACAGUACUUACUCGAUUUUGUGAGGCCAGAUUUUUUGCUAUUAAGAAUAUUAGCUAAAUCAUUAAUUUUAUGGAACGAAAUUCAACCAACUAAAACAUGGGUUUCUAGUCAUGUUCCCAAUAUUGUUUAUAAAUAUAGAUUACAAAAGCCCACACCGGGGAUUACUCAAAAUGUGGAUUUAGAAACUAUGAAUCAAGCGUAUUGUAACAUAAUAGCAGGCGCUUGUAUGGCUUUAGGACUAAAAUAUGCAGGAACUGCGAACAAAAAUGCAUUUAGAACUUUAUAUAAUUAUGCUCAAAUGUUUACAGCAUUGUCUCACAAAACAAUAGCUGAGUUAGCAGGAAAAUCUACCAUAGAGACAUGUUUAAACGUCAUUUUACUUUCCACUGCUGUUGUCAUGGCAGGAACAGGUGAUUUAGAGAUUAUGAGGAUAUGUAGACACGUGAGAACACGAGUAGGACCUACUAGUAAUGUUGUUACAUAUGGUUCUCAUUUGGCAACACAUAUGGCUCUUGGUCUUCUUUUCCUUGGCGGUGGUAGAUAUACUCUUUCAAAUAAUCCUAGUGCUAUAGCUGCACUUGUGAUUUCUCUUUUUCCAAAAUUUCCAACACAUAGUAAUGAUAACAGAUAUCAUUUGCAAGCUUUGCGACAUUUAUACGUUCUAGCUGUUGAACCACGUAUAAUUUUACCAAGAGACAUAGACAGUGGACAAUACUGUUAUGCUACGGUACAAUUGACAUUUGUUAAUGAUUGUGAAGCUCAAGGACAAGAAAUAGUUCUUCAAGCUCCAUGUUUGCUGCCACAGCUAAGUAGUUUACAAAAAAUUGAGUUAAAAGACACCCGAUAUUGGGAAAUCGUAUUCGAAAAAAAUUAUAAUUGGCAACAACUUGAAGAUAUGUUAAAGAGAAGUGAUUCUUUAAGUGUUAAGCAACGGGCUGGAUGUUUAUCGUAUAUAGAAGAUCCGCAUGGUUUCAGAAGUUUAAUAGCACAAACAUUAACAACAGAAAAAGUAUUUGCGUGGACUAUACGACCGGAAUAUAUAACAUCAUUUACGAACGAUAAAACAGUAUUAAAUAUAGUGAAAUAUUUUAUGCAAGUAUUUAAAAAAGAAAAAAGAAAUUAUGAAGGAAACGCUAAAGUUAUAUUAAGUGGAAAUACAAGUAAAGGAAAACGCGAUUAUUUUUCUAAAAGUGUAAAUAAUAUCAAUCCAACAAUAAGCAGUAAUUGGACAGAUCAAUCAGAGCAUUCCCAGGAAGGGAUGGAAAUCACAGAAAUAUCAUCAUCUGUAUUAAAAGAUAUUAAUUAUAUUUCCGAAACUGAAGAAACUUCUUACGGAAUUACAGAAUUUGAACAAUACUUUUUACAAGCAUUUGCGGUAAUUGUUUACGAAUGUGUUAUUAAAGAUAAAGUUGGACUUUUACCGUCAUGGGUAAGCAUGGUUAAGAACAUGGAGAUUUUAGAAAAACAACCAAACAGUUUUUCUAUAUGGCAAAUAAAACUUUUAUCCUCGUUAAUGUUACACAAAUUGGCCUCAAAAGAAUCAAAUCCACUUCUUAGCUCAGAAACUAUAUUUGCUAUUAAACAAAAAGUAUCGCUUAUUUUAGACGGAUGGGAAAAUGAAUUAAUACCCGUAAUAAAACAUUAUUUAACGACGGGUGUCAUCGAUUGUGAUCUAAAAACAUUAUCAAAAAUGAGCACGUAUUUUAUCUUUUAUGAUGUACCUUAUUAUACGGAUAAGAAAAUAUUCCUGAGACUAUUUCAACAAGAAGAAAUAAUGUCUGCAAUAUCAAGCGUAACAUUGUACAAGUUGUAUAAAUUCUUUAAAGCUAAUUAAUAUAUUAGUUUUAUUAAAAAAAUAUAUGUUCAUAAUUGUUAUAUAACGUAUUACUUAUAUCAAAAUACAAAAGUAGUAUUUUAAUAUGUACGCGCGUGUGAUGUGUAUACGUUAAAGUAAAACUAAGAAAAAAAGACAAUUUAAAUAAGUAAA
Molecule: messenger RNA, 6463 nt
Organism: Polistes dominula (European paper wasp)
Lineage: Eukaryota; Metazoa; Arthropoda; Insecta; Hymenoptera; Vespidae
Gene: shtd
Product: anaphase promoting complex subunit 1
Biological process (GO): anaphase-promoting complex-dependent catabolic process; metaphase/anaphase transition of mitotic cell cycle; protein K11-linked ubiquitination
Cellular component (GO): anaphase-promoting complex
Molecular function (GO): molecular adaptor activity
Source: RefSeq, a predicted model, not a curated record